UUGACCUAUAUACAUACACAUGUAUAUAGAUGAGUGGAGUGCCUAAAAGAAUUACCACAGCAAGCAAAAGCGCGGUGUCUAUCAAAGUUCUUCCACACGGUGGCACACAGCAAAAGAUAAGGUCACAUAUUUGCAAUCAAGGGAAAAAAAUAUGCGCAUAAAACAUACAUGUAUUGAUUUACGGCAUCAAAGGACAGACUAUUGCUCCUACGUGGUUAUGUACACGUUUUCUUUCGCCUCAUAACUAUAUGACUACAAUUCGACAUGCAUAACAAAAGCGAUUAUUACUUGACAAAUUCAAAUAACAACAAAAGUACCAAGAAAGAAAAAUCAGUACCACAUUACAGUAGUGUGGACAAUACAUUUAAUUAUUACAAUAACGCAAACGUAAGUGGUGCCAGCUGGAGCCGGCAAAAUCAAAAUCUGCCAUCAAAUCAAGAAUCUACAAAGGAGGCCGUUCUCAAGAAUAUAUCUAGAUCGAACUACCGUCAGGCACCUGGCCAUUGGGGCCUCGAUUCUGCGUGCUGUGCUGCCGAUCAACGAAGUAAUAUCGGUGUGGCGUUAUCAAACAAGAGUCGAGGAUACAUCUACCAGCCAGUUCGUCAAGCAGAAGAAUAUUUAAAUGGUACACAGCACAACAUGCGUGACUAUAUCGCCGGCAACGAUGAGCCAAGGGUGCUAAAAACAGAUAUUUUCGCGGAACAGGAACAAAAGAACUGGAAAGCAAGAACAACUCGUAGAACUGAUUAUCUGGAAAAUAUCCCAGAUAGAGAUAACGUCCAGAAUUCUCCAUCGCCAGAACCAACAUGGGAAUCUAUACUAUCAGAAGCACCUACGCCGUAUCAUACGACAAGCCAGCACUACGAACACUAUUUUUCAUAUUUUUAUAACCGUGGAACUAAAACAGUGUCGAAUCUUCCGUCAGUCACAAGUAACCGAAAACUGCCAAUGACUGAAUUUCAAAACUCCCCAGGUCGACGAGACCCUCGGGAUGUUAAUGCGACCACUGCCGGUCAAAGAGAACCAUCAAAGAACGUUGGUCGUAAUUCGCCAUUCGAAAAACACGUGCUAAAGGAAAAAUUACCCAGUAAUUAUUUGUCUGUCGAUUAUAGCGACAAUGGCUGGGCAGAAGCUGUAGAUUAUCCUGAAUCUUUGCUGAAGAAGACUGGAGAAGAAUAUCUGGAUAUAAAAGAUUUAUAUGACUCUGAGGCUAUUGUAGAAACUCAAUUCGAUCCUAAACAUCGUCGCUUUAGAUUGUCUGAGAAUAAGCGAGCUGAUUCAGCUAAUAACAACAAUGAAAGUACGGAAAAACCUUUAGAUCAGAAGCCGCCACGUUUGCCUGUGAAUCAAAAAAAAACCAAAGGAACCACAUCUUCCGUUAAAAAGUCAUUGACCACGGUUCACAAAGUCUUGUUGUACAGUACCCAAAGUCCGCGAAUGGGGCGCAAGCAACAGUUCGCGACACAUCGAAAUUUAAACGCGAAAAACCAAAUCUCCAAGUCACUGGGAGCCGAAGACGAGUUUCCCACAGUUCUAUUAGUUGAUCCUGAAUCCAAAGAUGAAGUCUUUCGAAGUCAUGUAGACUCCGAUCGGAAUCCUGAUUUCGACGAUGACGACGACUUGGACAAUAUUUCAAAUUUCGACGAAAGUGACACUGAAAGCUUGAUCUCCGACGCUGAAGAUGGCUACCGGGCCCAUGCUUAUAAGCUUACGCAUUCCGUGGAUAGAUUUACAUCACCCCAAAGCACACCAAGUUUGUUGUCGGAUCAGUCUUCUGAAUCUGACCUUAAGAAUCCAGACUCGCUCUUGGUACCCAGUUUAUUUCCCUACGUACCACCGUAUUUGUCCUUCUCAUCGAACACAACAAAGGGUCCAAGGGUUCCGCCGGAGCUCCAUAGAGUGCUCAAGUGGCGGGUUACCAACAUAAUGCCUAAAGUUGUGCGCCUGAUUCUAGCCAACAGCGGAAUGCGAAUGUUAAAGAAAACCAACGAUUGGAUGGGAGUGUGGGGCAAGCAUUUAAGGUCGCCUUGUUUCAAGACCAUCCGUUCAUAUCAGAAAAUAAACCACCUGCCAGGCUCCUUUCGCAUAGGAAGAAAGGAUUCCUGCUGGAAAAAUUUGCAAAGGCAGAUGACCAAGCACAGCAACAAAGAGUUUGGCUUCAUGCCACGAACAUACAUUAUCCCCAACGAUCUAUGUGCAUUACGCCGGCAUUGGCCAAAAUACUCACAGCGCAAUACUAAGUGGAUUAUCAAGCCACCGGCCAGUGCGCGAGGGGCUGGUAUUCGCGUGAUUAAUAGAUGGGGACAGAUCCCAAAGCGAAGACCACUUAUCGUGCAAAAAUAUAUAGAGCGUCCACUACUUAUUAAUGGUAGCAAAUUUGACUUGCGUCUGUAUGUGCUCGUUACAUCCGUAAACCCGUUGAGAGUUUUCAUGUAUCACAACGGCCUGGCUCGAUUCGCUUCAGUAAAGUACAGUUCCAGGGCAGACACUUUAGGCGAUAGGUGCAUGCAUUUGACAAAUUAUAGCAUCAACAAGUUCUCUUCUAAUUACUCAAAAAAUGAAGAUGUAAAUGCCUGCCAUGGUCAUAAAUGGACCAUAAAGUCUCUGUGGACAUAUUUAGCUAACCGAGGGGUCCGAACGGACUGUCUGUGGGAAGCCUUGAGAAGUUUAGUUCUGCGGACCAUUCUAGCUGGCGAGAAUGGUAUAAAUAGUAUGAUUAGAGCAAACGUUGAAUCAAAAUACAGCUGCUUUGAGCUGUUUGGCUUUGAUGUAAUUUUGGACUCAGAUUUAGUUCCGUGGCUAUUAGAAGUUAAUAUAUCUCCAAGUUUACACUCUGAAUUGCCAUUGGACUCCCAUGUCAAGGCCCCCCUUGUACAAGGUGUGCUAAACACGGCACUGUAUAACGUGCCUCCAAAACUGACUCAAGAGAAGCAAAAAGAGCUAGCUGCCGAACUCUCUUUUCCAAGUGGCACACCAAUGUGUUACGAUAAGCGACUCUACAUAAACUAUUUAUCUCGCGAAGAGAAGGAAAAGCAUAACACAUUCACACGAAAGUCGAUGGACGAUAGGAAUGAGUACAUAGACGCAAUUCUGCAUAAAUUAACUCCUGAUGAUGUACGAUGUCUCAUCAUUGCGGAAGAUGAGUUGGCACGAUGCGCACCCCUAGAACGUAUCUUCCCAACUGAUCAAACUCAUAAGUACCUAAAAUACAAUGAUACCCCACGAUACUACAACCGUCUGUUAGAUGCCUGGGAGUCGCGCUACGCAAACAAUCGUGCGGAGGGCAUCGCAUUGUUACGAGACUAUUGUCAAAACAAAUAUCAUCUCCAAGUUCCAACAUCUCCAAACAAAAAGGUCUCGAACGAUAAAUGUGAACCACUAACUGUCAAGACUGUAAUUUCUUUAGGAGAAGAAGAAAACUAAUGCUUAAAAUCAAAUCUCCCUUAAAUUCGCAUAAAGAACGUCGUGAAAAGAGCAUGGCCUAUCAAAAACACCAACAAAACCCUGGCUUUCCAUUAGAAAAAAUACCAUUUGGCCCAUUAUAAAUUUAACCCUAUUUGGAAAUUUAGUGUUAAGGUUUAAAAGGUAUUCAAUGUGUUCGGCCUCUAAGAAAUUAUAUAUUAUGUAAGACAAUUAGUAAACGCUAAAUAAGAGUGAGUUAUUAAAAUUAUAUGUUAUAUUUCUAUAUGGAUUA
Drosophila persimilis is the source of this 3694-nucleotide messenger RNA. RefSeq names its product tubulin polyglutamylase TTLL4 (gene TTLL4A). The transcript is spliced from 11 exons. Gene Ontology annotation, cellular component: cilium. The coding region runs from base 265 to 3423 and encodes 1052 amino acids. Gene Ontology annotation, biological process: microtubule cytoskeleton organization; protein polyglutamylation. NCBI's taxonomy places the organism in Eukaryota, Metazoa, Arthropoda, Insecta, Diptera, Drosophilidae. The record is from RefSeq and is a predicted model, not a curated record. Gene Ontology annotation, molecular function: tubulin binding; tubulin-glutamic acid ligase activity.